AACAAUAACUCAAGCACUUGUAACAGACACAAAUAAUGAGUUCCCAUUAGUUACAGUAGAAGUAUCAAUGGCAUUUACUAGUGUUGCUUCAUCAACAAGUACCAGCCCAGUCAUUAGUACAACUUUUGUAAUAACAACCUCUACAGCACUUACCACAGCUACUAUUAGUACUACUGAUAAUACCAUCAUAUCAUCUACAGUGGUGUCCAUUACUCCUAGUAGUACUUCAUCUGUACUGGUCACUGCCACUCCUAGUUCAUCAGUGACCACUGAUACUCCUCCUAGUAUCUCAUUUAUUAUCAGUAUAAGUGAUAAUUUUAAUCCAUCACUUUUGUCACAUACUUAUUCUAGCAGUUUAUUUGAUACCACUCCAGAUAGUUCAACGGUGAUCAUUACUACUGCUCCCAGUGACUCCUCAGUUACUGCUACUACUGUAGCUAGUACUGCCCCUAGCAGUACCUCUGUGAUGACUAAUACUCCUUCUAGCAGUUCGUCUAUGAUUGAUGCCACUUCAACAUUAGUUUCUAAUUCUGCCUUUAGCAGUACCUCUGUGAUGACUAAUACUCCUUCUAGCAGUUCAUUAGUGACCAACACUACUUCAACAUCAGUUGCUACUUCUACCUUUAGCAGUACCUCUGUGAUGACUAAUACUCCUCCUAACAGUUCAUCAUUUACUAUUCCUCCUAAUACUGUAUCUGCAACUUCUACUGUGAUAUCUGUUAGCUCACAUUCAACACUAUCAACUGCUAUCCUCAGCAGCAUAGAACCAUCUUCUCUCCCAUCAUCUGUAGUCAGUACAUCCACAUCAUCUACUACUACAAACGCAACACCAGUUGCAGUAUACAUAAUUGUAGGCAUUGUAGUAUGUAUUAUUCUUGCCUCUUUAGUAAUAAUAGUGCUGUCUGUUGCUGUUUGCAUCAAGAAAAAAGGGCAUGUUAGUAUUGAUUCAGCAGACAUGAAAGACAAUCCAGCAUACAUUGCUACUAAUCCUGUUGCAGUGACAAUACAAGAUAAUCCAGCAUAUGCCAUCAAUAUCAGGAAUGAGUGUAAUGAAGUAGAUUAUGAAGAAUUGGAUCAAGUGAUAACACAAGAUUGUUCCUAUGAUGAAAUUGAUGAUUAUAUAUAAACAUAAUUAUAG
Amphimedon queenslandica is the source of this 1138-nucleotide messenger RNA. RefSeq lists its product as uncharacterized. Lineage: Eukaryota; Metazoa; Porifera; Demospongiae; Haplosclerida; Niphatidae. The coding region runs from base 68 to 1126 and encodes 352 amino acids. The record is from RefSeq and is a predicted model, not a curated record. The transcript has 2 exons.